Hipposideros armiger (great roundleaf bat) is the source of this 12854-nucleotide messenger RNA. RefSeq names its product diacylglycerol kinase iota (gene DGKI). Gene Ontology annotation, molecular function: ATP-dependent diacylglycerol kinase activity; protein binding. The coding region runs from base 497 to 2833 and encodes 778 amino acids. Gene Ontology annotation, cellular component: glutamatergic synapse; plasma membrane. The record is from RefSeq and is a predicted model, not a curated record. Lineage: Eukaryota; Metazoa; Chordata; Mammalia; Chiroptera; Hipposideridae. Gene Ontology annotation, biological process: phospholipase C-activating G protein-coupled receptor signaling pathway. The transcript has 33 exons.
AGCAAUCUCGCGGGCAGGCCUGCAGCACCUCACUCCAGCGCAUCCCCUCAGCCUUCCCGUUGCAAAUGGUCCAGCGAAGGAGCCCAGAGCGACUCUGGAUUGGAGUGAGAAUGCCGUGAAUGGAGAACACCUAUGGCUGGAGACCAAUGCCUCAGGAGACCUGUGCUACCUGGGCGAGGAGAACUGCCAAGUCCGAUUUGCAAAAUCGGCCCUCAGGAGGAAGUGUGCAGUCUGUAAAAUCGUCGUCCACACCGCCUGCAUUGAACAGCUAGAAAAGAUCAAUUUCAGAUGUAAACCAACAUUUCGAGAAGGGGGCUCAAGGUCACCAAGAGAAAAUUUUGUGCGACAUCACUGGGUGCACAGGCGACGGCAGGAGGGAAAGUGUAAGCAGUGUGGUAAGGGCUUCCAGCAGAAAUUCUCCUUCCACAGUAAAGAGAUUGUGGCUAUCAGCUGCUCCUGGUGCAAGCAGGCGUUUCACAAUAAGGUGACCUGCUUCAUGCUCCAUCACAUCGAGGAACCCUGCUCCCUGGGGGCUCAUGCUGCUGUCAUUGUUCCGCCCACCUGGAUCAUUAAGGUGAAGAAACCUCAGAACUCGCUGAAGGCCUCCAAUCGGAAGAAGAAGAGAACAAGCUUUAAGAGAAAAGCCAGUAAAAGAGGAACUGAACAGGAAAACAAAGGCCGUCCCUUUGUGAUAAAGCCAAUCUCUUCUCCUCUUAUGAAACCUCUGCUUGUGUUUGUGAACCCCAAGAGUGGAGGCAACCAGGGAACCAAAGUCCUGCAGAUGUUCAUGUGGUACCUGAAUCCACGGCAAGUCUUUGAUCUUUCUCAGGAAGGGCCAAAAGAUGCGCUUGAGUUGUAUAGGAAAGUACCAAAUCUGCGAAUUCUGGCGUGUGGUGGGGAUGGAACGGUGGGCUGGAUCCUUUCUAUUCUGGAUGAACUGCAGCUGAGCCCUCAGCCUCCCGUUGGAGUCCUUCCUCUGGGGACUGGGAACGACCUGGCUCGAACUCUCAACUGGGGAGGGGGCUACACGGAUGAACCUGUUUCUAAGAUCCUUUGCCAAGUAGAAGAUGGGACAAUCGUACAGCUAGACCGCUGGAACCUCCACGUGGAAAGAAAUCCAGACUUGCCCCCAGAAGAGCUUGAAGAUGGUGUAUGUAAGCUUCCUCUGAAUGUUUUCAAUAAUUACUUCAGCCUUGGAUUUGAUGCCCACGUCACACUGGAGUUCCAUGAAUCCAGAGAAGCAAAUCCCGAGAAAUUCAACAGUCGUUUUCGAAAUAAAAUGUUCUAUGCAGGGGCAGCUUUUUCUGAUUUCCUACAGAGAAGCUCCAGAGAUCUAUCCAAACACGUCAAAGUUGUUUGCGAUGGAACAGACCUCACCCCAAAGAUUCAGGAACUGAAGUUCCAGUGUAUAGUAUUUUUAAAUAUACCCAGAUAUUGUGCUGGCACAAUGCCCUGGGGGAAUCCAGGAGAUCACCAUGAUUUUGAACCUCAGCGUCACGAUGAUGGUUAUAUUGAAGUCAUUGGAUUCACUAUGGCGUCUUUGGCCGCCCUGCAGGUUGGGGGUCAUGGAGAAAGGCUGCACCAGUGCCGGGAGGUCAUGCUGCUGACUUACAAAUCCAUCCCCAUGCAAGUGGACGGGGAGCCCUGUAGAUUGGCCCCGGCUAUGAUUCGGAUCUCCUUGCGGAAUCAGGCCAACAUGGUGCAGAAGAGCAAGAGGAGAACGUCCAUGCCUUUACUCAAUGACCUCCAUCAGGUGCAAGCUGCGGACCUGCGGAGAGUGUCUGCCCCGCCAGGCUCCUUCACCAUUCCCCAGUCUGUCCCAGACCGCCUGAGGAUCCGGGUGAAUAAAAUCAGCUUGCAGGACUACGAAGGAUUCCACUAUGACAAAGAGAAGCUCCGGGAAGCCUCCAUCCCUCUGGGUAUUCUCGUUGUGCGUGGAGACUGUGAUUUGGAGACUUGCCGUAUGUACAUAGAUCGCCUGCAAGAGGACCUGCAGUCGGUUUCUUCUGGCUCCCACAGAGUUCAUUACCAGGACCAAGAAACCUCCUUCCCCAGGGCACUCUCAGCUCAGAGGCUCUCCCCACGGUGGUGCUUUCUAGAUGCAACUUCUGCUGAUCGCUUUUAUCGAAUAGACAGAUCUCAGGAACAUUUGCACUUUGUGAUGGAGAUUUCUCAAGAUGAAGUUUUCAUCCUGGACCCGGAUAUGGUGUUGUCGCAGCAGGCGGGGACACCGCCAGGAAUGCCUGAUCUGGUGGUGGAGCAGGCCUCAGGAAUGUCAGACUGGUGGAACCCUGGCCUACGGAAACGCAUGCUGAGUGAUAGUGGGCUGGGCAUGAUAACUCCGCAUUACGAGGACUCAGAUAUGAAAGAUCUCAGCCACUCCCGUGUGCUACAGUCACCAGUCUCUUCAGAAGAUCACGCAAUUUUGCAGGCAGUAAUAGCUGGUGAUCUUAUGAAGCUCAUAGAAAGCUAUAAAAAUGGAGGCAGUCUGCUCAUUCAGGGACCAGACCACUGUUCACUCCUUCACCACGCAGCUAAAACCGGCAACGGGGAGAUUGUGAAAUAUAUCCUUGACCACGGACCUUCCGAGUUAUUGGAUAUGGCAGACAGCGAAACGGGUGAGACCGCCCUGCACAAGGCUGCCUGCCAACGGAACCGGGCUGUGUGCCAGCUUCUGGUGGACGCAGGAGCAUCUGUGAGAAAGACGGACUCCAAGGGUAAGACACCACAGGACAGAGCACAGCAGGCCGGAGACCCAGAUUUGGCCGCUUACCUAGAAAGCCGUCAGAACUAUAAGGCCUUCGGCCAUGAGGAUCUGGAAACUGCCGUUUGACCCUGGUAGACGGGCCAAGAGAACCUGAGCGAGCAUAUCACCUGUGCCCUCCCGGCGAUCGGGCAGCUCCCCUGGAAGAAGCUGAUGGAAUCCAUAAGUCUGUCUCUCUCCUGCAAGAACCUGAGACCAUGCCACCAGUUUUUAAGGGCUACCAAGAUGUACACCAAAACGCGAUAGCCCACGGAGGACGAGGCCGGAUACCUGGUGGCAUCCUUAUUGCUUCCAGCAAGUAGCAUGAACUUCAGUGUUCAUCUGUAUAAUUUAUUUUAAAGAUUCAAAGGAUGUUUGUAUCAACGGCACUGCUCCCUCCUUUCCCUAGGCACCCCUCUUCCCCUGAACUGCACCAUUCUACUACCCACCGAUUGAAAGAAUGCGAUAUGACGUGUUCUUUUACCUUCAGACCUUAAAGACCACAAGAUUCUCUGAAGGUCUUGCAAACCUCUCUGGAUGACCUGCAGAAAUAUGACUGUAAAACUGCUUCCAUGUCCAAGACUAAAUAUCCCAAGUCGACUUAGUGACUUUUUGCAUGUCUGCCCUCCCCAAUCCCUUUUCAUCCUGCAGGAGCUGGGGAGUGCCUCAUGGACAAUGUCAACCUGUACGCUCUGUCUCUGAGGUAGGGCGAGGUGGCAUGGGAGUUGUCUGUUCUCAGAGGGACCUCAGAGAGGUCACAGUGGGGGCAGGUCACGGGCUGUUGCCGACGUCCACAGAGGACUGACUCGGCUUGGGCUGUUUGCGAGCUCUGUACUGCCUAUGUGUAGCCAUCUUUGCCUUUUGCUGCAAUCGAGGUGAGCAAUGGAUGACACAAAGGCCUGUCGCUACUUUGCAGAACCACUCCACUUGAAGUGCUGUUGCAAUUGCAGAGCAGAAAACCGUGUGUGGGAACUGUGGUUACAGGAAAUGGAGUUCCAUGGCAGCGUUUACUUCUAGACUUUUUUUGAGCGAUAAUGGAAAGCAGGCUAAUGGAGUUGAAAUAAAACAGCAGAAGCAAAAGUAGCAACAUAUGUCAAAAUAACUCACUUAAGUGAGAAAACAGUUGCUGGAAUGCUACACUGAGGCUAAUAAGUAUAGACUCUUGGAUACAGUGGUGAGAGGGGUCCCAUUUUCGGCUUUCCUUCGAAGUUUUUUAUUUUCAUUUUCCCAAGUACGCCUUGUCCCCAGGACAAAGCCUUGCUUUAUGAGUUCCACUGCCAGAUUUUGGGACAUGUCGCCAUUUCUGGUAGAUGCCUCGCCUAUUACUUGUCAGAUCCCAAGGUCAUACCUGAUAGCGCUACAGACCCAUUUUCAUGUAUGGAGUUGUCACAUAUAUUCUUUUUUUCUGGAAAGUUCUUCAUGCAAAACACUGUGGGAGCCCAAUCUCCCUGGCAGCAGAAUUGCAACUUCUCAUCCUGCCACAGAUUACUUGGUACCUACAAGUACCUCUCUUAGGGACUCUGUGACACCUAAAAUGUUAGGAGAAAAAGUCUUCUAACUCUGGGCGAAAAUAUCUACGUGACUUGGGUAUAAGUCCAAAAUGGAAGUGGGUGACCAAAGGUUUUGCUUCGGAUUAAACUGAUGUCUUUGGAGCUUUCUUCCAUUUUGCCCUUAGACACAAGCAAAGUGCUUCUUUAGUGUUUCUGCAUGUGAGCAUAAAUGACCGUUUCUCUACAUUUAAUUUAAAGGUCCAGUGGGGACACAUUGCUUAUCUAAAUCACAUUUUAGUCACGUAUCAUAUUGAAAGUGCAGCUAUGAUAUGCUAUUAAGCAGGAAUAGCCUCUCAGUGGAUGAGGGCGUAAGUCUCUCCGUUGUUUCAAAAUCAAGUGGCUGGCAUUAUUUUCAGCCGCUGGCGGAAGGGUUGGUUGUGAGUAAUCUAUUUCCAUAUAUCAGUUUUAGAAAUGGAACUAACUAUCUUUUGGGUUUUAUGGUGAGGGAAGGAGAGAUGGCGGUAGAUUGUUUCCAGAAGCUGGAAAAAAAAAAUAUGCUCCAGGAGAAUUUAAUCGCUGGGCUUCUGCAGGGAGUUUUCAAUUGGUGGGACUGUCAAGGAGAUGUUGUGAUGACAGAAAUAUAAUCCUUAAAACAGACUGAAUUCUGGCUUUGAAUGGUGCCUUCCAUUCCCCAGACUGAGCUAAACACUUGGCCACGCAGCCAGUUACCCAGCUGCCAUUGCUGGGAUGAAGGGUUUUAUUUUCACCAACUACCAUCUCAUAUUUCUCUCUGAUGCUUCCAAGCAGCCCAGAGAAAAUUUAGGGUACAAGUGGCCAUGGGCCAAUUCAAAUAGCUCCAGUUGAAGUUACAAGUAAGUCUCUGGAAUGAAAAUAGAUGACGUACUGACUGCUGUAGGGGUCCUAGUACAUUUGGAAAUCGUUCCUAAUAAAUAAUAAUAGUAAUAAUAAAGUGUUAGAGUCCUACAUUAUUGAAGAGGAAUGAUAGAUGACCAACACAUAUAUAUCUUUGAAAAAGCAAACACCCCUCCCCCCCCACCCAGGAUUUGGGCUUUCCAAAAAAAAGAACAUCAAAAAUAAGCAGAACAGUUACAUAUUUCAUGGCUCCAACAUUAAAUCUACCACCUGUAGCAUUUGAUUUUUUCAUUGAUCAUUACAUGUGACAGUCCUGGGCUUUGGAAAGGGCUAAGGCCAUAUGCUCCAGGAGUUUCCAGCUCAACUAAAAUCCGUAGUACCCCCCUUUUCAUGGGCUCUCAGGAAGUAGAGAAGCAAAUGGUCUGGCUGUGGUCUGAAAACCCACAUAACUUUAAAAGACAGAAAACUAUAUGCCUAUAGAAAUAUCAUUUUCUGCAGAACCGACUGAGCCAGUGCUCAGCCAACAUUCCUCUGUGUUUGGCUGGAAGAGGCCCCGUGUUGGGGCCCUGUCUACUCUGGGAUUCCAUUUUUCAGGGAGGCUGAAAGAGGGGUGAGAAUGGAGAGUUAUGAAAAGACACCGUGAUAGAACCUAAAAGGUAGUCAUUUUUGAAGCUUUACAUUCCAGUAGGACACAUUUCAGGAAAGAGAGCCCACUCAAGCUGUGCUUUAUUGUAUUCAAGGACAUGAUAAAGAACAGAAGCCAAGGAGGAAAUAAACACCGCCUCUGGGAAUUUCACUUUGAGAGUUCUGGUUACCUCUGUAGAGGUUACAACCGAAAACCAAUGGGAUAUCUCAAGCAGAGCCUUUGACAGGCCCGUACACAGCCAUGACACCCCCGAUCGCUCCCUGUCCUUUCCUAAGAGCUGGUUAGUGCUUAGGUGGAUCUGUUUGCAUUGAGGGCACUCAAUAGGUCGUUCAUUUUCAUUUGGACUGAGUGACAGCUUCUUUGCCCAACGGAUUUCUGAAAUGGAUUUACUCAACUCCUCAUAAUAUCUGUGUCUUUGAAAAUGUUGGGCAGCCGUCAUUUUUUUUUCCAUGUCCAUUUUAUUUCAAGUAUUUAGAUUUUUUUUUAAUUAUAAAAGUAGAACCUGGUCUUUAUAAAAAGGUCUAAUGCCAUCGAUGAGUAUCACCUGCAAGGUCAAGGUGGUCCCCUGUGAUGGCCCAGGGUCCAGUCCCGUGUCCCAGAGACCAACAUUAUUAGCCGGAAUAAACAUUGCUGCUUGUAGUUAUGUCGGAAGUACUCUACACAGGCAAGCCCCACACACGUAGACAUGUAUUUAUUUGUAGACAUAUGUGUGUUUAUGUACUAUAAACCCACAUAUUGCAUAGGUUAAAAAAGAAAACAUUUUAGAAGCAUGCAAAUCAUCUGUACAUGUAUAGUGAACACCAACAGGCAGAGAGAAGGUAGCAUAACGUCCAUUUUUUCAUUGUGGUUUCUCUUAUUAUCAAGCUUGGUUCUAUUACUGCAGCACUCCAUGUGCUCGUGACAUUUAUUAUUGCCUGUAUCGUAAAAUCCAAGACCAAGAGGUCUUGUAAUUGUUUCUGUUACUUUCCAUGAAGCAUGAAACCUACCUGAGCCCAGAGACUUGUCUAGGCUAUUUGGGGAUCUCAAGUGGAGAGUUUCUUGAUGCUUACACCACUUAACAGGACUAACGCUCAAUAGGUUGCCUAAUGAUAUUUAAUUCGAGCAAGCGCUUGCUAGGAAGGUGUCAUAACUUGGAUAUGGGCUGGGGUCUGAGAAGCUUUUGGCUUCCUUCCAGUAGGAGUAGCUAAUGAAAUCACUGAAAACGGCAUGAUACUUUAUGCAGUUAUGCUAUUUAAAGGUAAAAUAGAUCAUUGUUAAAAUGUCUCAUCAUAGCCAUCAAAUAUAACUACGAAUGGCUCUACUUAAAUGGAUUAUUUUCAUUUUAGGAAUAAAAAAAUAGAACAGCUAUUAAGUUAGAGCGUUUUCUAGUUAAUCUUAAGCAUUUAUUUAGUAUAAAGUAGAUUCUGCCCAGGUUUUAUAGAACCAUCUCUAAAUCAGUGUUUUUAUUCUCUGAAUUCCAUAUUCAGCUGACUAUAAAUCCUAAAGCUUUUUUUUUCUCUGCCAAUCCUCUGGGAUUGACUCUGGCCUACCAUCCCUUCUCUGUGUCCUAGUUAUCCCUCGUCUCUAGGCCCUCCAGUUAUCUUACCAUGGCAGUGAUCCUAUAGUAGUAGGAUCUUUCUGCCUUUCCUGUCAAUAAUUCUGUUGUGAGGAUGCCAAAAUAGUCCCCUGAUAUUAUGCAUAAAAUGGAUCAAAAUGGGACAUGUGUCCAUUUUGCCUGAAGGACAAAUAGAUGGUGACUGACCUUGAUCAUCCCACAGAGUUAUGACACGCCUUAUUCUGAGAAGCAAUCUGCCAGGUAGGUUUUGCAAAUUUCUUAGUCACAUCUUGAGAGUACACAAUCAUGGCAGCCUCUUCCGCACAUCAAAUGAUGGAUUUGCAUAUGGAUGCAAAUCCAUAUGUAUGACUGGAUUAUAUCAUGUUAUAGCCCUACUGGCCCUCUGUGGAUUUUAGGCUGUCUCCCCACAGUUUAAUGAGAAACCGGAAAAGAGGAGCUAAGCAAGUAGUUGUACUUCUAAACAACCUGUUCUCCCAGGACACUGAGCGUCAGUCAUUAUACUAGACCCCAAAAGAAGCAGAAAUCAAUUAAUUCUUAGGCUGCUGAAACAUUACAUUUUAAAGUAGAGAUUUGAAUAUUGGAUGGUAUCCUCCUGGUGGAAAGAUUUCAGAGUCUAUAUGUCUAUUCAGUUAUUCAGUCAUUCUACCUGCAGUCAUGUUUGUGAACCAGUCAUACACUCAUGUAUUUAAUCAUUUAUUUUAAAAAUAUAUUUAUCACUUACUCUGAUGCAGACACUGUACUAAAGACAUGAGAAUGAAUGCAAGAGAGAAAACUCUUGACUUCAGGGAGCUGGCUGUCUAGGAGAAAAGACAAAUUCCAAUAUGAUAUGUUCUGUCAAGGAGAACCCCUGGUGUACAAGGGGAGUGUUGCAUUGUGGGUUCAAUUAAGGCUUGAUUGUACCAGUUACUCUUUAGCCAGCAGUGUUUUAUAUAGUUCUAUGGAAUAUAAAAUGAAACUAUUAAUAUGUAAGAGAAAUAAUGAUAUUUUGCAUUUCCUUCUCCUGGUCUUAAAAAUGUAUUUGAAACCAAGACUUUAAGAUGAGACUUUGAAACACUAAAAUAAGAGCAAAAACUCAUGUAUCCUAUAGUUCAAGGAUAUAACUAGAAAGAAUACCCCAAACUUGCAGUGGUUUUUGACUAAAUAUAAAGAAGAUGUAUAAAUAUUAUCAAACAGUGGAGUGGGCACACUUACGCAAUUUCAGACUCGGCCACGAGGAGUAUUUAAACAGUGGACACGUGACCACCUUGAGAGAGAUUGUGACCAGGGACCUGUCAUCUGAGGGAGCUAGAAUUAGAUUCUGUGUGUUGUUAGAUUUUUCUUUUAAAAUGACUUUGUUGAAUAGCAGGAUUUCAUUAGAAGCAAUUAUGAAAAUCUUCACUUUUAAUCUUUGAAACAUCGCUUUAUAUGUGAAAGUGUUUAAAAUCUUGGGGAGAAUGACCUUUAGUUAUCUUCUAAGACCUUUUCAAACUAAUUAAGCAUGGCUUUAAAAGGUAGUGAAAAAGAAAACAUCCAAAGGGAUAUAACUUACUCCAAAAUACAUCUAGAACAUUAUGGAUUUUGAUUACUCUUCUUAGGCAUUCUUAAGGCAAGUCCUAUUAGAAAUCUGUUUAAGUGUCCUUCCAAUAUAAAAAAGUGCUGCGAUUUUGAUAUUCUUAGAAUUAAAUGUAAUCUAAUAUAACCGCCAAAGAAAAUUCUGCUUGAAAGAUAUUUGGGAGCCGAGUCAAUAUACAUAAAAGGCAAUCAUGGCAAAAUUCUUGGCUUCUUUUUCUGGCAUGAGAAUUAUAAGGGAUAGCUUAUCCAUAGGAAUAAGAAAAUGAUGAAUCUGGGUUUUCCUUAUUUUCCAAAGUUUCAUUAUUUUGAGCCAAAUGGCAUCUGAAAUGGGAACCUUUGAUGUUAGGAACAACUGAAACGAUCUUGUUUCUCAAUCCUUAAGUGAAACACAUUUAAUUUUCAAUAAGAAUAGCUUCAACAACUGAAAUCUAUAUCAUUUAACAUAACAAAUUCACUUAUUGUAAAAAUAUUAGUUGCUUCUAGCCUUUUUGAAGCUUUUGGGGAUCUUUUUGAAGCUUUUGGGGAUCUUUUGAGCUUCGAUACCAACCCAUGAGGUGGAUCAUGCAGACGAUACGUUUUAAACAAAUAAAUGGAAUAUCAGAGCAGUGACUUCGCUUGCACAGAUGUGGAUAGUAGUUGGUAAGACUGCAGCCAGAACUAAGAUCUUCAGAAAUUACACACUAACAUGCCUACCGUAGAUGUUUUCUAAGUAAAGAACUUUCCACCACUGCCUUCAAUGCUGUUUUACAUCAAUCACUCAGAUUUCCAUAAAUUAGAAGCUGCCACCUUGAAAAAUAUUUACCUAAGUUCCCACAGCAAGAGUUGGUUAGCACUGAAGGAGAACAUGAACUUACAAACUCCGGAAUGUUUGCUAUCAGAGACUUAUCGGCUUGGACAUAUUUCAAAGGGGAAAAAAAAAAGGUCAAAUGUCUUGAUACCGGGAUGGAUUUCACAAGAAGGAAUGAACACUGAGGCUGACUUACUGGCUUCUCUACCUUGUGAUUCUCUGCAUUCAGAAAUGUUAGUAUCGCAAGUCCUCGAUUACCGUUGUUUCAUUCAAUGUUAUUCCAUUAUGACGUUGAUGAGAUGCCAUAGGUCUUUAACUCUUGUGUCUAUCAGUUAACCUAGGGUAAAACUGGUUUCACUAUAUGACAUUUCCUUUAAAGCCUCAAAUCUUGUCUACGACGUUAAGUGAGGGUUUACUAUACUGUUCUCUCUCCUUGGAAGUCGCUAUUGGAAUGAUUUUUCAGAAUGCAGCAUCCAAAAACAUGGAAAUGGUCUUAGUAUUCAAGACUCCAUUGCCCUAAGUCUCUGGGUGGGCUUGUCAACCUGUCUGUCAUACAUCAUCAUAGAACAGAGGCCUAAUAACCCUGGGGGGAGCUGUGCUGCACUUGACGUGGAAAGAACAAAUACGCCUGAGAUAGUCUCCUAUGGUGAAUCUUGUCACAAGGCACGUCUGUGGGUAGAUUGGUGAAUUAUCUAGAAGAGGGAUGUUUGAUCUGUAAAACGACACCAUUAGAUUAGGAAUGGAAAUGUGUGGAGGAGGUUAAAUAGGGCUGUUUGUUUCUAGUUCUGUAGGGCAGACGAUUCUCAGAAUAAAAUGAGGACUGAGGAGAUGAGAAACAGACGUGAAUAGGAUAGUUUUAUUACUUAUGCAAGGGUUUAUUUUUUUUCCCCGGGCAUUAUGUCCAGAAAAAAAAACUGAUUGGGUUUUCUAAAAAACAAAGUGAAUUGAUCGCAACCAGUGUGUCUUCUAGUACUUAAGUGAAAAUUGAGCAAGCAAAUCAGGGUUCAUGUCAAAGCAAUUUGUUAAUUGUGAGGAAGCUUGGACUAAAAGGCUUCUGUGAUAUUUUCCAGGGUUAGAUUUCUAUGACUUUAGACUGGAGCAGGACUCAAUUAGAGCCCUUUUUUUCCCCCCAAAUUCCUGGUACAUAGGUGGUAAUGAAAGUGUUUUUGUAAAAACACCAGGCAUUGCAAAUAUAACCCAGAUCAUUUAGAAUCAUUUAGAAGCAGGUACUUUAUAACCCUCAAACAAUGCUUUGUUUACACACACACACACACACACACACACACACACACACACACACACACACUUUACCCAUUCCUAGCCAAUUCCCAAAUCUCCUGAAUAAGAUAUGUUUUGACUAAGGCAGACCAGUCACAAGUUCAAGAAAUAAAAUGAACAACAAAGGAUCUAAUGUUCAUUUUCCUUUUCUGUCUACCCAUUUGUUGUUUUGGGUGUGUAGAUGGGACUGAGACUUGGAGAAGCAGCAGCAGAUCUCUCUAUUUUCUGUUAAAAAGUGGCGUGGAGGCAACUUAUUUAUCACUUUGUAUAACUUAUUGUCAUUCAAUAGGACUUAACCUCUUAUCACCAGGCUAGUGUGUCUAAUGUUGAAAACUAAUGUUUCUGUUUUUAAUGGCCCAGCUUUCCUUACUUCUAGAAUAUGAAGGCCUGACAUGUCAAGAUGGCUGGCUAGAUGCAGGAGGAGGUCUUUAAGAAGUGGGCCCAGACCUGGAGUCUAGCUCAGGGAACUGCCCCCACCCCACCUCCCCCACCCCCACGCCUUGCCCCUGGCUUAGGAAGGUAAAGGAAGACAAGAGUUAUGGGGAAAGGAAAAGAGAUUCUCAAGAGUAGUACACUAUUAAGGCUCUAGGCUUACCACUUGUUGCCAUGGCAACCCAUAAAUCAAUAAUAUGUGCUCUCAGCCAACCUUGCUCCCAUGAAAAGCAAAUCCAGAAGAUGUAGAAAAAGACUGAACGUAUUUGAGUGGCUUCAAGGGUUAUAAUUAUGAAAUUUUCAAUAUAUGCAGCUCAGAAGAAUUCGAUUCAGUAAGGAAUUUGGGGGGAAAUCAGGGCUUUGCUAAUGGAAUGUUCUAUGAAAGCUCUCUGAGGGCAUGGGUUGUUUUUUGAAGGAGUUUCUCCAAAUUCUCAUAGGAAGCUAGACCCACCCACAGACUUGUAUUGGUCUAUAAUAAAAUUUGAGAAAAAUAAGGACAAUUUAGGGAGUUUUUCACAAAUCCAAAUGUAUUCAAUCCUAACAGAUUCAGAGACUAUGACUUUCUUAUUUUGGGGGUUUACAUAUAACUUUUCAGAGAAAGGAGAUGUUUACAAAUUGUCUUUACUUGGAAAAGUGAAAUCAGAUGACAGACCUGAAUUGGUUUACCCUAUUUUUUGUUUUAAAUUUAUGGGUCAUUUUCUCAAAUAUGUUGGGGAGAUUUAUCACAUUUAAGAUACUGUCUAGCUUUGAUAUUUACUGCACCAUUAAUAAUGAAUACAAAUGUCUCCUGAUCUUUUGGGGUUUAUUAACAAUAAAAGUUUUCAUUUGCUGCUUCCCCUCCCCCGCUUGUUGAACGGAAGUUCUGACCACAUGAAUAAUUUCCAAUGCAACUAGAACCUAGAUUGAUGCUCGCUAACAUCCUGAUUGUAGGAUGGGAAAUGUGGGGUUCUCGCCGCCCUGGGGCAUGAGAUUUGGAACUUUAACAGACAAAAUAUUCUGGCACAAAUAGAAUAUUUUGCAAGACACAUCUUUGAAAAGUUAGGGUCUGAAUUAGUCUUAGUAAAGGUUAGCUAGGCUGUUUUCUAUUUAACUUACCAAUGGUUAAGUGGGCAGCCAUGAAUCUGAAUAUUGUGUGGACCAUAGCUGAUUAAAAGUGAGGAAAAGCAUUCCUGUAAAUAAUUAAGGAACAGAGGACAAUCUCAGUUCCGUAAGAAUGUAUUUUAUUUAAUUUGAUUUCUGAGUGGGAAAGGGCUUCUGGGCAUCUUGAAUACCCUGGGCUGUGGGUAGUCCACUCUUAAAGGCUACAUCGGUAUAAAGGGUUGCAGUCGCAUUAUAAAGGGCUCUUUCAUGAUUUCUGAUUCUGCCCUAUCAAAUCCCAGAACCAUGCUUUUGCAAAACUGCCAGCUGGCAGGUGGAAUCCAAAAAAAAAAAGUAGCAGCUGUGGCAGUAGGAUGAGGAAGCUUUAUUUCCAGGUAAAGCAGGAUCCAGAUAAUAUGAAA